This is a messenger RNA of Scleropages formosus (Asian bonytongue), 4869 nucleotides long. Its product is annotated as M-protein, striated muscle-like. Gene Ontology annotation, cellular component: M band. Gene Ontology annotation, biological process: sarcomere organization. Lineage: Eukaryota; Metazoa; Chordata; Actinopteri; Osteoglossiformes; Osteoglossidae. Gene Ontology annotation, molecular function: protein binding. The transcript is spliced from 37 exons. Bases 523 to 4524 code for a protein of 1333 amino acids. The record is from RefSeq and is a predicted model, not a curated record.
AGGCUCCCUGGCCAUAAAUGGUCGCGACUGUGGCCUCGACGUUCAGCCAGGAGCCAACAUUAUUUUUGUUCUGCGGUCCGCUGCGCUGUCCACUGCUGCUCCCACGCAUACGUGCCUCUCUGUCCGGAUUUUCCUCCGUCCAUUUGCCGGGGUUUGGAGCUGUACCUGUGUCUUCCCUCAUUUUUCACCCUUUCGGGACGUUUCGGGUUUAGACUCAGGGCAUCCAAAUAUUCUGGGCUUGAGGAGGACAGCAAAGUCAGCCCCCUGCCUAAGAGAGCCAAGCCAACCUACUUGGCUUUGGACAAGGAGAACCAGAUCAUUGGCUACGUUGUUCCCAUCUUCAGAGGCAGUGAGGAAUUGGUCAGUGGUCUGUCAGACACAGAGGAGGCACGUGUGAAGGAGAGCGCCGCACACAUUGCUCGCAGAAACCUGUUUUCCAGUGAGGUGGAGGCCCAGCACUUGGAGCAGACCUCGAGGAAAUACGCCAUCAGAGAGUCGGCCGAGCGUAUCUCCCUGAACAAGAUGAUCUUGGAGAAGGAUGAGUACCACCGGCGGAUGAAUGAGGACAACCUGCAGCAUGCCCCCGACUUUGUGAUCAAGCCACGCUCCCACACGGUGUGGGAGAAGCAGUGUGUGAGGUUGCACUGCACAGUGACUGGCUGGCCUGAACCACGGGUUGUCUGGUACAAAAACAAUGUCACUAUUGAUCCCAUGGCCCACCCUGGCAAGUAUAAGAUAGAGAGCAGCUACAACGUACACUCUCUGGAGAUCAACAGAUGCGAUUUCGAUGACACCGCACAGUAUCGAGUGUCUGCCAUGAACUCUAAAGGGGAGCUCUCUUCCUUCGCCUCCAUCGUGGUGAAACGGUUCAAAGGAGAAGUGGAUGAGUUUCUUCCUGCUCCGAGACAACAUGCAUUCUGUUCCGAAUAUGGUGUCACCUUCGAGACACACAUUGUAGACAAGUUUGGCGUGUCCUUUGGCCGAGAGGGCGAGACGAUGAGCCUGGGGUGUACGGUGAUCAUCUACCCCACCAUCCAGCGCUACCAGCCUGAGGUCCAGUGGUUCAGGGAUGAUGUGCUGCUGAAGCCCUCCAAGUGGACACACAUGCACUGGAGUGGGAACCACGCAACUCUCACACUCACACACCUCAACAAAGAGGAUGAGGGUCUGUACACCCUGCGCGUCACCACCAAGUCUGGCUACGAGACCCACUCUGCCUAUGUCUUUGUCAGAGAUGCCGAGGCAGAGCUGGAAGGGGCACCUACAGCCCCCCUGGACGUGCAGUGCCAAGAUGCCAAUAAGGACUACGUUAUCGUCACGUGGAAACAGCCAGCUGUAGAUGGGGGCAGCACCAUCCUGGGCUAUUUUGUGGACAGGUGCGAGGUGGGGACCACCCACUGGAUCCAGUGCAAUGACACCCCGGUAAAAUUUGCCCGCUUCCCUGUCACGGCCCUGGUGGAGGGCCGCUCCUACAUCUUCCGAGUGCGUGCCGUCAAUAGGGCAGGCACAAGCCGGCCAUCCCGUGUAUCAGAGCCGGUAGCUGCCAUGGAUCCUGCUGACCGUGCACGCAUGAAGGGUCACACCUCCGCUCCCUGGACCGGACAGAUUAUUGUUACCGAGGAGGAACCUGCAGAGGGAGUAGUGCCUGGAAAACCUCGUGAUUUGGCUGUCACAGAGGCAACCAAGAAUUAUGUGGUACUCAGCUGGAGGCCACCUGGACAGAGGGGACAUGAGGGAAUCAUGUACUACGUUGAAAAGUGUGUGGCAGGAACAGACAGCUGGCAGAGGGUCAACACUGAGAUCCCAGUGAAGUCCCCUCGCUUUGCGCUGUUUGACCUCUCGGAGGGCAAAUCCUACCGCUUCCGUGUGCGAUGCUGCAACUCAGCUGGGGUUGGAGAACCAUCUGAACCCACUGAGGCCACCACAGUUGGGGACAAACUGGACAUCCCUUCUGCACCGGGGCGUGUGGUGCCCACCAGGAACACAGACACAUCAGUGGUGGUAUCCUGGGAGGAAUCCAGAGAUGCAAAGGAACUUGUGGGGUAUUACAUCGAAGCCAGCCUGGCAGGCAAGAAUGCCUGGGAGCCCUGCAACAAUAAGCCAGUGAAAGGCACCAGGUUUGUGUGCCAUGGCCUUACAACAGGAGAUAGCUACAUGUUCAGAGUGCGAGCUCUGAAUGCUGCUGGACUCAGCGAUUAUUCACAAGAAUCAGAGGCCAUUGAGGUCAAGGCUGCCAUAGCAUCCCCAGCCCCACCAUAUGGCAUCACUGUUCUGGAGAGUGUUCGUGACUCCAUGGUGCUGGGGUGGAAGCAGCCUACUUUCAUCGGCGGAGCUGACAUCACUGGCUACUUUGUGGACUACCGGGAGGUCGUAGAUGGUGUCCCUGGCAAGUGGCAUGAAGCCAACAUCAAGGCUGUCAGCGAGAGGGCCUACAGGGUGACAGACCUGAAAGAGAAUAAGUUCUAUCAGUUCCAGGUGCGUGCAGCCAACAUGGCGGGCGUAGGCAUUCCCUCCCAGCCCAGUGACAUAUUCAAAUGUGAGGAGUGGACCAUUGCUGUACCAGGACCACCUUAUGACCUCCAGCUGUCGGAGGUCCGCAAGCACUCCCUGGUGGUGCUGUGGAAGCCCCCAGUGUACCAAGGCCGUGACCCUGUCAAUGGCUAUUACAUUGACAUUAAGGAGGCAGAUGCACCAGAGGAGGACUGGAAGGGUGUCAACGAGAAAGCAACAGGCAAGACGUACAUGAAGAUUGAGAAGCUGAAGGAGGGUGUGUCAUACGUGUUCCGUGUGCGUGCACAAAACAAGGCCGGGGUGGGCAAGCCUUCACAGGUGACAGAACCUGUUGUUGCACAGACCCGCCCAGGCACCCAAGAGAUUGUGGUGAACGUCGACGAUGAAGGUGUGAUCUCGAUGAACUUUGAGUGUACUCAGAUGACGGCGGACUCACAAUUUGUGUGGUGCAAAAAUUAUGAGGAGAUUACAGACUCUACCCGCCUGACUGUGGAAACCAAGGCAGGGAAGUCAAAGGCUUCAUUUAAGACUCCAGACCUGGAAGACCUGGGCAUCUACUCCUGCUUGGUGACCCACACUGAUGGUGUCUCUGCUAGCUACACCCUGACCGAGGAGGGCUUGAAGGAUCUGCUGAAGAUCAGCCACGAUCACAAAUUUCCCAUUAUCCCCCUCAAGUCGGAUCUGGCUGUGGAGCUGCUGGAGAAAGGCAGAGUGCGCUUCUGGCUGCAGGCCGAGAAGAUCUCUCCCAACGCCAAACUCGACUACGUGUUUAAUGAUAACAUCCUCACCCACGGAGAGAAAUACAAGAUGAACUUCGACAAGAACACUGGUAUCAUCGAGAUGUUCAUGGAGUCGCUGGGGCCUUCUGAUGAGGGGACCUACACCUUCCAGCUGAAGGAUGGGAAGGCCACCAAUCAGUCCAGCCUGGUGCUCAUUGGGGAUGUGUUCGACAACCUCAGAAAGCAGUCCGAGUUUCAGAGGAAGGAAUUUUUUAGAAAGCAAGGUCCUCACUUUGUGGAGUUCCUCAGCUAUGAGGUCACCCCAGAGUGUUGUGUGGUGCUGAAAUGCAAGGUGGGGAACAUUAAGAAGGAGACGGUGGUCAUUUGGCAGAAGGACGAAAGGGAGCUGAAAGUGGAUGAGAAGUUGUCUUUCACCGAGGGGGUGCUGACCCUGGAGAUCUCCAAGCUGGGUACAGCUAGAGCUCCCGGGACGGAGGGAACAAUCUCCAAGAAAGACCAGGGUAUUUACAAAGUCAUAGUGAAGGAUGACCGAGGAACGGACACCUCUGUGCUGAAACUGACUGACCAAGGUUUCAAAGACUUGAUGAACAAAGUGUUCAGCGUUAUCGCCAAUUCUGCCACCCCCUUGAAGAUCCAGAGCACUGCAGAGGGCAUCCGACUCUACACCUUCGUCAACUACUACAACGACGAGCUCCAUGUGACCUGGCACUACAGGGAUGCAGCCAUCGCCUUCACAGAGCGGAUCAAGAGUGGUGUGGUUGGAGAGCAGCUCUGGCUGCAGAUCAGUGAGCCCACAGAGAAGGACAAGGGCAAGUACGCCAUCGAGUUCUUCGACGGCAAGGGUGGUGUCCGGAGAACAGUGGAGCUGUCUGGGCAAGCAUUCGACGAUGCCUACGCAGAAUUCCAGAGGCUCAAGGCGGCUGCGAUCGCAGAGAGAAAUCGAGCCCGCGUUGCUGGAGGCCUGCCAGACGUGGUCACCAUCCAGGAGGGCAAGGCCCUGAACCUCACCUGCAACAUCUCGGGCGACCCGGUCCCAGAGGUCACCUGGUUGAAGAACGAGCGGGAGCUGGUGUCCGACAACCACUACAUCCUCAAGUUUGAGUCGGGCAAGUUCGCCAGCUUCACCAUCACCCAGGUCAACACGUCCGACUCGGGCAGGUACAGCAUCCUGGUGAAGAACAAGUACGGCACAGAGAGUGGAGACUUCACCGUAAGUGUCUUCAUUCCGGAUGACCAGGAUCUAGCCAAGGCCGGCAAGAAGGACAAAAAAUAAACAGCUAACCCUAUAACUUUAACACAUGUGUACGUUCUAAAAGUGUAAAGAAAAAAACAAAUAUAUUGAUUAUGCAAAAAUUGGAACAAUGGUUCAGAAAAGUUUUUAUUGUUAUUCCCUAAUGUGUGAACUUUCUUCCCUGCAAAUGAAAUUCUGCAGGAUUGUGGGGUAAAAGCAAGAAAGCAAGAGUAACUGCAACAUUAAUAGAUGGUAGUUGUUACUCAGCCCAUUGAAAAACUGGAUUAGAAAGUCUGGUCUGGUUCUGAGAAACAUCCUGUAGUCACAUGUCUAGUUACCUCUUCACCCCUUGGCCUCUAGUAAAACAUUUACCAGCGAUUAAAAACC